Penicillium olsonii is the source of this 1248-nucleotide messenger RNA. The record is from the annotation of a GenBank genome assembly. Lineage: Eukaryota; Fungi; Ascomycota; Eurotiomycetes; Eurotiales; Aspergillaceae.
AUGUCGAUCGCCACAGUCACCAAAACGGGAAAAGUGUCCCAACAUGGUCUCGAGUGGGUCGAAAAAACAUUCGGCCUUGAGCCGCGAUGGACCGUUGAGCCUCAAAUUGAACAUAUCAAGCAGACAGUGAAGUCAUUCCGGCCAUCUAGUACGAUUGAGGUGACUUUCCUCACCCAAGGCGCAUUCAACAAGCUCUAUGACGUGAAGAUAGACAACGAGACAUUCAUCAUACGAAUCUCCUUACCUGUCGACCCGUCCCACGAAGUCGCCAGUGAAGUGGCAACGAUGGAUUGGAUACACCGCACCACUAGCCUUCCAAUCCCUAGAGUCAUAAGCUAUCAAUCAUCGGCAGACAACCAAAUCGGAUUUGAAUGGAUUCUUAUGACAAGAAUGCCUGGAAAGCCCUUGGCUGAUGUCUGGAAGUCCUUUUCCAUUCCCUUCAACGUGAAAUCCCGCCUAGUCAAGGAGUUAGCAGCAAACAUGGCCUGUAUUUUCCGAAACCAGCUACAAGGAAUUGGAAAUCUACACAGAAGAUCGCUUACACCUGAAGGAUCGCAAUCGGAUGAACAAACAAGCCCCACUAGAAAUCCCGAUACAGCAGGAACAGCUAGCCUAGCUGAGAGCGCGUCUAACGAUUCUAGCGGUAGCUCUUGGGAUGUGGGCCAAAUUGUCUCCAUGCAGUUCUUCUGGGGCUACCAUAUCCACCAGAAUGUUUACCGAGGCCCAUUUCAAUCCAGUAAAGAUUGGCUACUAUCUCGUCUGGCCCUAAAUGAAAAUGACUGUCAGUCAACUCUGGAGAAGCAUGCAGCCAAAGAUACCGAAGACCUUGAUAGCGACGAUGAAUCCGAGGUGGAAGAUGCAACAAGCGCGCUCAAAAGAAUCGAAAGGCUCAAAUCAAUUCUUCCUCUGUUUUUCCCAAUGAGUAGUGAUUCGGGAUUUUCGAAACCAUCAGUCAUGGAGCCGUCCGUCCUUUCACACGAUGACCUUUCGAGACACAAUAUCCUUGUCGAUGAGAGCGGAAAUCUGACUGCAGUCCUAGACUGGGAGUGUGUUUCAGCACUACCUUUGUGGAAGAGUUGUUAUUAUCCUCAAUUAUACAAGGGCGCCCCCGUCGAUGAGAGCCUGAUCGCAGCAACUAUUGGAGUGACCCUGAUGAUACUACCAAUGACGACCCCCCUGAUCUCUAUCUUCAAGACCUUUGGGAAUAUCAAACCACGCUCUUACGAGAUGUUUUCAUUGAUGAGAUGA